AUGGCUCGCGGCUCCAUCUUCAAGGCCAGCCUGUCUCCCGAGCAACUCGAGGUCGAGCAGCGGCUGCGAACCCUCGCGCUGAUGCUCGUCGGCCUCGCCGUGAUCGCUUGUGGGCUCUAUUACCUCGAGGGAAUCCUCAUUCCGCUCGUGCUCGCGCUCGCCCUGACUUACACGCUCCAGCCGAUGAUCGACCUGCUCUCCAAGCGUCCGCUGCACCUCUGCGGUCGCAAGUUCUUCGCGCAGCAGCCGGCCGCGAUCAGAGCGGCGCGGCCGAUGCUGCGUCCCUUCUACGAGCUGGUCUACCUCGCAAAGCUGCCCUGGUGGCUCGCGACGUGCAUCGCCGUCUCGGUCGCGGUCGCCGUGCUCGUGCUGGUGGGCCUCGGCUUCCUGGUGGCCGACUCGGCGGACGCGUACGCGAAGCGGAUCGAGGACCUGACGGCGGGAGCUCUCAACUACAUGGACGAGGAGAGCUCCUCCUCUUCCAGCUGUGCCCUAGUGAGCUCCUCCUUCCAGCUGUACCUCAACGUGUCGGUCGUCGUGCCCGCAAACGCAACUUCGGUCGAGGUGGCGGCAGUGUCGCACCGCAAGCGAAUCGAGCAGAUUGCCAAGAAGAUCCCGGCGGCCGACCUGUCCAUGUCAUCACCUCGGUGCUGCUUUUCGCCGUCUACCUCCUCGUCGGAUCGGCGACCUCCGCAGCGGACGAGGCGCGCCCAAGUCACGACAGCUGCGCCCGACGAGGAGGCGCGCGGCGAGCAGGGCGGCGCGAGCGGCGCCACGCCGCCGAGCGGCUUCUGGCUCAACUUCGUGCCCGUCAUCGGGACGGUCUUCGCCAUCGCCCUUCCAAUGCCCAUCGUCUUGCUCGACCCCGACUUCAACCUCGCCCACGUCCUCGCCCCUCCGCUCCCUCCCGACGAAAUCAGCCGAGAUCGGCCGAGAUCACGCGAGGCCAACCCCCCGAGUGUAGGCAACGUGCUCGAGCCGUACCUGUUUGGAAAGACGCUCGACUUGUCGCCGGUCGUGAUCCUCUGCUCGCUGAUGGUGUGGGCCGCGCUGUGGGGCAUCACCGGCAUGGUGCACUGUCCCCCCCGGCGGUACCUCGCCGGCGUCCUCGCCGGCACCUCAAAGUCGCUCAUCUUCGCCGAGACCGCGCCCGACGGCGAGGACAAAGAGAAGCAGGAUGGCGACGGCGGCGGCAGUGACAACGGCGGGGGCGGCCCGCUCCCUCCACGCGGGGCACGGCCCCUCUGCGCCGAUGUGGAGGCCGUCGCCGAGAGGAGCUCGCAGAACGCCGUCUCCUCCGUUUGGCGCGGCGAAGAGCCGUACCAGCCCUACGCCGAGUCGCAAGGUCGCUCCGAGCCACGCCGCCGGGCGCAGGUCCAUCCGGCCGUCGAGGGCUAA
Messenger RNA from Emiliania huxleyi CCMP1516, 1398 nucleotides. RefSeq lists its product as hypothetical. The transcript is spliced from 11 exons. Bases 1 to 1398 code for a protein of 465 amino acids. The record is from RefSeq and is a predicted model, not a curated record. Lineage: Eukaryota; Haptophyta; Isochrysidales; Noelaerhabdaceae.